UGCCACUCCCAGUCUGUGCCCGGCCUCCUCCUCCUCACAGACACCGGCACCGAGCUCCGCCAUGGGGGACAACAGGCUUCCUCCUCCGGGGGGAGAGAGCAGCCGUACGGGAGAGCAGAACGGAUGCGGCAUUAGUAAUGGUGACGAGGAUGAACCUCUGCUCAGGAAGAAUCCCCGUCGUUUCGUCAUCUUUCCCAUCCAGUAUCCCGACAUUUGGAGAAUGUACAAGAGGGCGCAGGCUUCCUUUUGGACUGUGGAGGAAGUGGAUUUAACCAAAGACCUUGCCCACUGGGAGAAGCUGACAUCGGAUGAGAAGAGCUUUAUUUCCCAUAUUUUGGCUUUCUUUGCUGCUAGCGAUGGCAUCGUUAACGAGAACCUGGUGGAACGAUUCAGUCAGGAGGUCCAGAUACCAGAAGCUCGAUGUUUUUAUGGCUUUCAGAUUCUCAUUGAGAACAUCCACUCUGAAAUGUACAGCCUGCUCAUCGAGACGUACAUCAAGGAUCCUCAGAGUCGAACUUUUUUGUUUAACGCCAUUGAAACAAUGCCGUGCGUUAGAAAAAAAGCGGAAUGGGCCUUGCAGUGGAUAUCAAACAGGAAAGCCUCAUUUGGAGAGAGAAUUGUUGCGUUUGCCGCUGUAGAAGGGAUCUUCUUCUCUGGAUCUUUUGCCGCUAUUUUCUGGAUGAAGAAGAGAGGUCUGAUGCCCGGACUCGCCUUCUCCAAUGAACUGAUCAGUCGGGAUGAGGGUUUACAUUGUGAUUUUGCAUGUUUAAUGUUUCGCCACCUGGUGAAUAAACCCACACAAGAGCGAGUCACCAAGAUCAUAGUCAGCGCGGUGAGGAUAGAACAGGCGUUUUUAACAGAAGCUUUACCUGUGGAUCUCAUUGGCAUAAACUGCAGGUUAAUGAAAACUUAUAUAGAAUUUGUGGCAGAUCGACUGCUCGGGGAACUUGGGUGCUCAAAGGUAUUUAAUGUAGAAAAUCCUUUUGACUUCAUGGAAAAUAUUUCUCUGGAGGGAAAAACUAAUUUCUUUGAGAAGCGCGUCUCCGAAUAUCAACGUUUUGCUGUUAUGUCUCAAACAGCGGAUAAUGUCUUCACUUUGGAUGCAGAUUUCUGACUGUGUGGAGCGAUGCCUGGCAUUCCUAACCCGAAGAAGUACAGCACUGUGUACACGAAGGGCUGAGGCCAAGCCUAGGACUUCUGCUCACCCCCUUAGAUGGUUUUCUAAGUGACUGCUGCUUUGUAACAUGCCAAAGACUCUUCUUUUCACAAGAAACACCUUGUGUAUGAAGAACAUAUAACCACAGAGAUAUAAUUGUUAAAGCCAUGUCUACACUUAAAGGCUAUGUCCACCCAGCCAACAUUUUUUUUUAGCAUUGUUCUAAUGAUGUUUUAAAUUUGCAAAUAGUUUUACUUCCAGUAUCUUACUAUUUUAUAUAUACAGUUUAGAGAUGAGUGAAUCGAUUCAUUAGGAGGAGGUCUUCACCUGUGAGGGGCUGUCCCCACAGCCGAAGAAGCGCCCACCUGCCUGUUGAGCGACAGGGCCGGACAUCUAGCUUGGUGAUGACAAUCUGGACCGGGGCGCUGAAGCUCAAAGUAGGAGGGCCUCAAAGCUUCAGGAGGAGCGACUACGUAGGCACAGCUACACUUCUAGAUUGCGGUGCAAGCGCAGUCGCUGCUCCCAGAGACGGAUUUGAGUUUUGGUGCCUGCAUAGGUACUCGGAGCAACGGCACAGGGCCCGGAUUGGGUCAAGGCCGACCCUUUCAAUCUUCAGGCGGUUGGGCACUCCUUCAGCGGUGGGGAGAAACCCUCACAGGUGAAGAGCUUCUGCCAAUGAGACAUCGAUUUGUUAGAAUCAAUUCGCUCAUCCCUACUACAGCUCCUUAUGGUCUCUUCUUGGUUACAGAUUCAAACCAAAACCCUGGUCCUUCAGACUGAAUAAGGGUAUGUUCAUGUUCAGUAACCACAGGGACACAUAACUCUGCAUAGAGGCUGUAGACACAAAACAUCAAGCUAUACUUGCAUUGGAGCGAGAAAAAAAAUUGUUGAAAAGGUGGACAUGCUCUUUAAUCUUCAAGGAUGGGAAAAGGGUGAACUUACUAAUGUUAAAGAUGGUGUAGGCUUUGACCUGCUGUCUUUUCCUGCAGCAGAUUUAUCACAGAGGAUAAAUCUGGUGCAGGGACAGACACUUUUCUCUGACUCUAUACCAACUAUUGGUUGUCUUAAUGUGUGACAGAAUAUUACCCCAGAAUUCUGGUUUGGUGGAAACCAUGGUGAUCGUUAAAAAAUGCCAAUUUAGGUAAUGUUUAGGAUUUAGGAGAAGGAUUUUAAUCUUUUAUCUAGACGACAUGACGGUUUUAUGUCAUAUAGUUUUAUCUUCUUGGCCAGUUACACAGCAACGCUUCACCUUUGCGUCACGUACAGGUCCGCAUCACAGACUGGUGCUUUUCCCAUAAUGCAGUUCUGUUGUCUGCCGUUGCUUGCCUUGCCUCUUAAAGAGAAUACAUGGAAACUGCAGCAUCCCCUUUGCUUGUCCCCUUUGCUUGUCCCCUUUGCUUGUCCCCUUCAUGGGUCCUGUAAUCUGCUUGUCAUUUGGGGCAUCACAUCUUGGAGAGCAUCCUAGGGGCAUUAUAUCUUGGGAAGCAUCUUUGGGGCAUCACCUCUUGUGGAGCUUCUCCUCUUGUGGUGCAUCUUUGGGGCUUAUCCUCUUGUGGUGCAUCCUUGGGGCAUCACCUCUCGUGGAGCGUCCUUGGGGCAUCUCCUCUCGUGGAGCGUCCUUGGGGCAUCUCCUCUCGUGGAGCGUCCUUGGGGCAUCUCCUCUCGCGGUGCGUCCUUGGGGCAUCUCCUCUCGCGGUGCGUCCUUGGGGCAUCUCCUCUCGCGGUGCGUCCUUGGGGCAUCUCCUCUCGCGGUGCAUCCUUGGGGCAUCGGAACUUGCAGAGCAUGCUUUGGGGGGGGGUCGCAUCUGUUCCCCAGCUGCUGCUCUGUCUUCUCUCUACCGUUGCCGAAUGCUGUGAUUCUGAUAAUGUAGGAUUCAAGAUGUAUUAGGGUAUUUAUCACAAUGAAUUAACCUGAGAUAUUAGUUACAGGUUUUAUUGUGAACAUACAUUGAUGUUCUUUCCUUAGGAUGUAAUUGCUGGGGCUCAAACUCCUGGGAACCCCACAAUCAGCAGUACAAAAGGGCCUUUCAAUGUUUAUCCAGGUACAGCGAUGCAUCCGUACAUGUGGAGUGACUUGUACUGCAGCUCAGCCCCGCUCACUUCAGCAUGUGACCUAAUAUCUCAUUUGUAUUCCUGAAAAACCCCUUUAAAUGAACAUCCAAGAUGGAGCUUCACUUUCACAGCGAUAUGUGUUGUGUGCCGGUCUUUGCUGUCCUGAAUUGCACUGUUAUCUCCCUAAUUUCUCAUAGGACUAAUAGGGAGAUGUUUUCAGAAAUGCAUGGACUACUGAAUGUCGGGCAUUGCUGACCUGAUGAAGCUCUGAAUGGUUUUAAAUGCUGAGGACUUUUUUUUACUGUAUUUAUCUGGUAUGACCUUUCUGCUGGUGUAGUAGUAGAAUAAACUAAUGGCAGCCAAAAUGGCUGUGAUAUUGGAUAGUUUACAUUUCUUUAUAUGUUGUAUUGAUUUUCUUUAUAUUUUUGUCUUUCUUUUUGCUAUUACCGGUAUAUAGAUUUGUCGUAAGCAAUUCAUGGUCAAACUUGUACUAACCUCCUUCCCCAAUGUAAAUUUUGGCAUCACUAAAAAAUAAUGAGCCACAAUGUGCCAUCAGAUAAGGAGACCACAACUGUAUGUCACAUGAGAAGCCAAUGGCCGGCCAACUAAAUGCCACCCUGAACUUUCUUUUUUCUCCUCAUUUACUUUUGCUCAGUGAAUCCUCAUUUACGCCUCAUAUUAGUCAUAGCGGUGAGGAACCUCCAGCCGCGUCUUCAUUACAUGUGACAUUUUGGUCUGUCGAGACUUUUAAAGACAAAGCUUGAAGCCUGCACAGUCAGGAAUUGCACGGCAGAGUGGAUCCGGUGAGAGAUGUAUGACAUCACAACACUUUGUACAUAGA
This is a messenger RNA of Bufo gargarizans (Asiatic toad), 4049 nucleotides long. It is a transcript of the gene RRM2B, whose product is annotated as ribonucleotide reductase regulatory TP53 inducible subunit M2B. Lineage: Eukaryota; Metazoa; Chordata; Amphibia; Anura; Bufonidae. The record is from RefSeq and is a predicted model, not a curated record. The coding region runs from base 62 to 1114 and encodes 350 amino acids. The transcript is spliced from 9 exons. Gene Ontology annotation, molecular function: ribonucleoside-diphosphate reductase activity, thioredoxin disulfide as acceptor. Gene Ontology annotation, cellular component: cytosol. Gene Ontology annotation, biological process: deoxyribonucleotide biosynthetic process.